Messenger RNA from Trichoderma virens Gv29-8, 648 nucleotides. RefSeq lists its product as uncharacterized. NCBI's taxonomy places the organism in Eukaryota, Fungi, Ascomycota, Sordariomycetes, Hypocreales, Hypocreaceae. The record is from RefSeq and is a predicted model, not a curated record. The coding region runs from base 1 to 648 and encodes 215 amino acids. The transcript is spliced from 5 exons.
AUGGAUAUCAAGACUAACAUUACGCUUUACACCGCGUCAACCCCAAAUGGGAUCAAAGUUCCGAUUCUUCUUGAGGAGCUUGGACUUGACUAUAAGUUAUACCACGUCAAACUGAGGGAGAACGAGCAGAAGCAGCCAUGGUUUCUGGACAUCAACCCUAAUGGCCGAAUCCCGGCCAUGACAGAUAUAUGGGCCGACGGGGAGAAGAUCCGUGUUUUUGAAAGCGGAUCUAUCCUUGAGUACCUUGUUGAUCGCUAUGACAAGGACAACAGAGUUUCAUAUCCAAAAGACUCCCGUGAAUAUUGGGAAGUAAAGAGCUGGCUCUCAUGGCAGAUCGGCGGCUUAGGGCCCAUGCAAGGACAACUCGAGCAUUUUAGAAGAUACGCAACCGAAAAGAUUGAGUACGGCAUCAACCGCUACGACAAUGAGACUCAUCGCCUCUAUCGCACCAUGGACACCCAUCUAGCUAAAUCUCCACACGGACUGCUCGUCGGUGACCGUGUCACUAUUGCCGAUAUAGCCUGUUUUGGCUGGGUCGUCAAUCACGACUUGGAUGGCGUUUCCCUUGAGGAGUUUCCUUACCUAGAAAAGUGGCUGAAGAAUAUCCUGGCACGCCCAAGUUUUAUGAAGGGUCGAGAUGUGGUAUGA